CGCCUAUUUCCUUCGCUCCAUAGAUGCUGCCGCACCCGCUGAGUUUCUCCAGCACUUUUGUCUAUCUCAUAUCAACACUUAGUUACGCGACGGUUAACCUUUAGUUUAGUUCUUGUGUGAGUUUUGUUCUCCCCCAGUUAGGCACCGUGCCAACCUUGUGGUGACGCGGUGUUUAGAAGUUGAACCAGAAAGAGAUCGGAUCGCAGCGUCCCCCCUGAAUCGCUUCCAGUCAUAGCCUGAGCGCAAGGAUUCGCGAAGCUGAGAACAAAUGCGGAUCUGAGUCAGCCAGCGCCGAGUGAACCAGCCGAUUUGGAACGUGCUCCAUUCCUCGGUCCACACUUCCACCUCCGGACUACUGGGAAUAAUAUGAGCAAAGAGACACCAGGGUGUAGUAGAGAGAGUCGGGAGCGGCAGCCGCCAUGCAGGCACUGAGAGCCAUCAGUCUGCUGCACUCUCUGCUGCGAGUCCUUUGGGUUUUCCAGAGCAAUGUCCUGAGCGCAGGGGCUGAGCACGUUAUAGACGAUGCGGUGGGAGACCUCCUCUUCCUGAUGGACAGCUCUGGAAGUAUCUUGCCUUAUGAAUUCACUGGGUUGAAGGAGUUUGUUGUUGACUUACUGAAGCCAUUCACCAUUGGCCCAAAGGAUGUGCAGAUCAGCUUUGUGCAAGUCAGCGAUGACCCCGUAGUGGAAUUUGAAUUUGAUCAGUAUACGUCAAACCCUGCUAUGCAGUGGGCCCUCCUCAACAUGAAGCAGAAACUUGGAGAUACCAACACUGGCAAGGCGUUGAUGCAUGCCAAAGACACCAUGUUCACAGCGAAGGCAGGAGGCAGACCAGAUGUCCCAAAGGUCCUGGUCUGGCUGACCGAUGGGGUGUCAUCGGAUGACAUAUCAAAGCCCAUCCAGCUCCUGAAGGACCUUGGGGUUACAGUUUUCAUUGUUAGCACAGGCAGGGGAAACUACAUUGAGUUGAAGGCUGCUGCUAGUAAACCAACAGAAAAUCGCCUGUAUUAUGUGGACACUGACGAUAUGUAUGUUAUUUUGGAGGAGCUGCGGAAUGAAAUUCUAGAGAUUAUCCGGGUGAGAAAGUUGAGAGCGUUAGACAUCACAGCAAGCAGCUUCCGCUUGCUCUGGCCCAGGCUGCUAAGCAGCAACACCGGCUACUAUUUGAUCGAGUACAGUCCGGACACAGAUUCCCAGAAGAAGUCGUGGAAGACAGUCACUGCAGAUGAAACAAGCGUGGUCCUGAGACAGCUGCUUCCAGAGACCACCUACAAAGUGAAACUCACCCCAAUGAACUCCAACCACAACAAGCACCUUGCGACACAAGUAACUACAUUGGAAGAGGAGACCAGCCCGCAGGUGGUGCUAAUUUCCGAGUCGCAGCCAAGGAGCUUCCAUGUCAGCUGGGCACCAACGCCAGCCGGCGUGGCUUCUUAUGAGGUUCUAUAUGGAAUCCUGCCGGGAGGCGAAACCAACCUGCUGACCGUCAGCGGCGACCAGAACACCACCGUAGUGGGCGGCUUGGAGCCCAACACCACCUACCUGGUCACCGUGUCAGCCGUGUACCAAUCGGGCAGGACAGAAGCACUGUCGGCCAAAGCUUGCACUCAACAUGUGGGCGACGAGGAUCGCAAACUGAAGCUGAUGAAUAUCAGUCCCACCGGCAUGGCGGCGUUGUGGGACCCUGCAAGAGGCAAGGUGCUGCACUACAGUAUACGGUGCACGCGGCAGAGAAAUAGUUUUUCACCUGACAACCAAUCGACCAAUUCAUUCUGCGCUCCAAAGUACCAGAGCUGCCAAAACGGAUGAAUAAUUCCUCAAGAUAAUGGAGAGCUGUGAAACUACAGGAGGAUUUGCAACAAAUUAAAAAAAAAAAAACCUCAUGAGAUGUUAAAAGCUAGCAUUCCUAAAAACCUCUUCACAGUUGACUUGUAGAAUUCGUUGAUGGGCAGUUAAAAUGGUGUAAAUCCCUGAUCUACUAUGAUUCCAGCCUCUGACAAAGCACAACGUUUCCCUCGUCAAGCGUGCUAAUCUGGAACAGUACUCGCUGUACAGAGUUUGUGGGAAAUUUCUGUCCCGGAGAUGCCUUAAUAACACUAUGUCGCUUUUUUUCCCUCACAUUCCUACUGAACGGAGCCAAGAUCCAUGCGGUUGUGAUAUUUCCAAGAUGCUACCCCAUUUCUGCGAAUCGAACAGCGAAACUGUGGCUCUCGAGCAGCUGGUGGAUCUCACUGUUGGCACCCGUGCCGUGGUGAGAUUUGUUUAAGUGCAAUUGCCAAAAUUGGAGAACAACUCUACCCUUAAAGGGUUGUGUUGCAAGAGUCAGUACAAGAGGUCGUUUCACACCCACUGUGGUUCCAUUUACCUUUUAGCUUUUUAUUUAAAGGAUUUGCAUCGGGGGGGGGGGAAGGUCUCUUGAAAUGUUAAUGUGGUACUGAACAUUGACCAAGAUCCCAGAUUUAAUCCCAGUUCUUAAAGAGGGAGCAGUACGUGUGUGUGGGACAGGGAGAGCUGCAGGUGGUUUGUGAGACUCAAGGGGAUGAAAUAUCAAUCAGGUUCUUCUUGGUGUGGGUGUGUGUGUGUGUGUGUGUGUGUGUGUGUGUGUGUGUGUGUGUGUGUGUGUGUGUGUGUGUGUGUGUGUGUGUGUGUGUCCAUGUGUGUGUGUGUGUGUGUGUGUGUGUGUGUGUGUGUGCGCGCAUGCAUACGUAUGUGUGUGUAAAUUGAGUCAAAGUUACAACAUAGACUUCUGAAACAAAGAAAACUAUGAGAUCUUGUCUAUCGUCAUGGAGAAAAAGCAUCUCGAUAGCUAAAGCAAACUUUGCUAUAUAUGUGCAUGUGUUUUUUGUGUUAUGAGAUAGAAAACGUGGUCAUGUGAUAUCUUCACUGGUUUGUUCAGCAACUGCCUAAUCCUCUUAGAAUGCUGUGUAAAUGUAGCAAUUUAUAUAUUUGGUUUCUAUGCACAAUUACAUGUGUGCAGUUCACGCAUUAAAUUAAAUGUGAAUGUAAAUGUGUUGCCAAAGUAAUGAUUCCACUGUCGAUUAGACUGCAAUGUGUGUAUUUUGAAAACGGUUCUGUUUUUCAAUAACCUUACGUUUCUCACCACUAUUGAUGGAGAUGGCAAAUACAACGUUGACCUGACCUGCUCGUGCAGUUGGAAUUGGUACUUUUUCUGAAAUGCAUUAAUUAUAAGAGUAUAUUCUACACAUUGUGAAUAUUGUAAGGGGCAUCCCAAGUAAUAUAAAUAGCUUAGAGAACCCUUCAUGCAGGACAUCACUGUUAAAACUGGCCUAAUAUUCAAUUUCUCUAGAAAAAAAGUCAUCUGUACUUCAUCAUUCAUACGUUCAUGAAUUCAUAAGUGAUAGGAGCAGAAUUAGGCCAUUCAGCCCAACAAGUCUACUCCGCCAUUCAAUCAUGGCUGAUCUAUAUUUCCUUCUCAACCCCAUUCUCCUGCCUUCUCUCCAUAACCCUUGACAGCUGUACUAAUCAACUAUCUAUCUAUCUAUCUAUCUAUCUAUCUAUCUAUCUAUCUAUCUAUCUAUCUAUCUAUCUAUCCAUCUAUCUAUCUAUCUAUCUAUCUCUGCCUUAAAAAUAUCCAUUGACUUUGCCUCCACAGCCUUCUGUAGCAAUGGAUUUCACAGAUUCACCACCCUCUGACUAAAGAAAUUCCUCCCCAUCCCCUUCCUAAAGGAGCGUCCUUCAAUUCUGUGGCUAUGACCUCCAGUCCUAGACUCUCCCACUAGUGGAAACAUCCUCUCCACGUCCACAUGAUCCAUAUAAGAACUUCCUCCCUUAAAUUAUCAGGAGUAAUUUAUUAACUAAAAAUGUACUCAUAAGGAACAUUGGUCCAUUUUUUGCGGAAUAGAUAUUAAGACAAAGUAACCUAUUUCAAAACAGCUUUUGAUUUGGGGUUUACAACAAAGCAAGGUCACCAUCAUUGAAAAGUCUGAUAUAAGCAGAGGUAUCUCUUGCAAUUAUUAUUUGGCACUAUUUUUGUUUGCAAUAAAUGUUCAUACUGCUGA
Leucoraja erinaceus (little skate) is the source of this 4018-nucleotide messenger RNA. RefSeq names its product von Willebrand factor A domain containing 1 (gene vwa1). Gene Ontology annotation, molecular function: protein binding. The coding region runs from base 420 to 1808 and encodes 462 amino acids. Lineage: Eukaryota; Metazoa; Chordata; Chondrichthyes; Rajiformes; Rajidae. The record is from RefSeq and is a predicted model, not a curated record. The transcript is spliced from 6 exons.